Corvus hawaiiensis (hawaiian crow) is the source of this 2765-nucleotide messenger RNA. It is a transcript of the gene TBX22, whose product is annotated as T-box transcription factor 22. The transcript is spliced from 8 exons. Lineage: Eukaryota; Metazoa; Chordata; Aves; Passeriformes; Corvidae. The record is from RefSeq and is a predicted model, not a curated record. Gene Ontology annotation, biological process: cell fate specification; regulation of transcription by RNA polymerase II; positive regulation of DNA-templated transcription. Gene Ontology annotation, cellular component: nucleus. The coding region runs from base 66 to 1658 and encodes 530 amino acids. Gene Ontology annotation, molecular function: DNA-binding transcription factor activity, RNA polymerase II-specific; RNA polymerase II cis-regulatory region sequence-specific DNA binding.
UGGAGCCGCCGCCGCCCGCCUGAGCCCCGCUGCCGCCCGGGGGGACCGCCGGCAGCCCGGGGGGGAUGGCGCUCAGCUCCCGGGCUCACGCCUUCUCGGUGGAAGCCCUGGUGGGACGCUCGGCCAAGAGGAAGGUGCCGGAGGGUCGCGAUGAGGAGCCCGGCCCCGGCUGCCGGCCGGGUCGCAGAGCCCCGGAGGAGGAGAAGCGGCCCAAGGCUGGUGCCGAGAGCCGGGCUGGCGGGGUGCAGGUGGAGCUGCAGGGCUCCGAGCUCUGGAGGAGAUUCCACGACAUCGGCACCGAGAUGAUCAUCACCAAGGCCGGCAGGAGGAUGUUCCCGUCGGUCCGGGUGAAGGUGAAGGGCCUGGAGCCGCUGCAGCAAUAUUACAUCGCCAUCGAUGUCGUGCCCGUGGACUCCAAAAGAUACAGGUACGUCUAUCACAGCUCGCAGUGGAUGGUGGCGGGGAACACGGACCACUCCUGCAUCACCCCGCGCCUCUACAUCCACCCCGACUCUCCCUGCUCGGGGGAGACCUGGAUGAGGCAAAUCAUCAGCUUCGACCGAGUGAAGCUCACCAACAACGAGAUGGACGACAAGGGGCACAUCAUCCUGCAGUCCAUGCACAAGUACAAGCCCCGCGUCCACGUUAUCGCCCAGGAUUCUCGCUUCGAUCUAGCGCAGAUCCAGUCGCUGCCGGCCGAGGGGGUGCAGACCUUCUCCUUCCAGGAGACCGAGUUCACCACCGUCACGGCCUACCAGAACCAGCAGAUCACGAAGCUGAAGAUCGACAGGAAUCCCUUCGCGAAAGGUUUUCGGGACCCCGGCAGGAACAGGGGGGUCCUGGACGGGCUCCUGGAGACCUACCCGUGGAGACCCCCCCUCGCCCUGGACUUCAAGGCUUUCGGCGCAGACAGCCAGGGAGCUGGUCUUUGGAGCGCGUUCGUGCUUGGAUGGACACAGGCAGCAUGGAGACCUGGAGAGGGAGCAGGACUCCUCCAAGGAUUGCUGACUGGCUGUGGUCACCAGUUAGCCCAGCCUGGAUGGUUUCUAUUUUCCUUUCCAGGUGGGAGCUCCAGCUCUUCUCCAGUGGCCUCCAGCGGUGGGACCCCCUCUCCUCUGAACCCCCUGCUGUCUCCAUCCUGCUCCCCUCCCACGCUUCACUUGCCUGCGAGUAACCUGGGUGUGUCGUGCCCCGAGAGCUUCCUGCACCCCCUCAACGUGCCCCUCUACUACAAGAUCUGCCCCACGAGCUUCUUGAGACAACAGGCGCUCCUCUUUCCGAGCCACGAAAAACUGGGAGCCACCAACCCACAUCUUCUACCCCACUUCAUGGUGGAUAUGCCCAAACUGUCUUCCCUGAAAAAUGCCAAAGCCGAAGACUUAAACACUCAGUGCCUACAAGCCCCCGGUUCUGCUGGUCAAAUGCUGUAUGGAUUACAUGCAUCUGGAAACAUUUUCCCAUCAAGUCCCAUUGCUCGGGAAGCACUUAAUUGUUCUUUACAUCCUCCAUAUGGCGUGUAUGGUUAUAACUUCUCUGUGCCAUCCAGACUGAUGAAUGCAGCAGGGCAUUUCAAAGUGAGUGACAGCAUUCCGGCUGCUUUGAGGGACAGCAGAUGCAAUCACUCCAACUGGCACCCCACAAUUAACCACUGCCUUUAGUGGGAUCAGAGAAUAUUUCUGAGUGUUGCUAUGUAAAGCAAGUCCUUCCUUCCAUCAUACCCAGGGGCUUGUUAGCUAUUGACUCUGAAACUCUGCAUGGUACAGGAGCGGGAUGGACAGGCAUUUAAUCCUUUUAUUUGUGGACGGAAGUGUUGUGUUAUUGGGAGGGUGGAGGGUCUGAGAUGACCCUUUUGGCCACAUUUAUGUAACAGCUGUAGGUUAUGAGCAAACUGUCAGUCACCUUUUUACUAUUUGCACUCUCAAGUGGGGACGUUGAUGUCUGUAUUUCUACAAAUGUGUUUUCUUUCUCUCGCUUGCCUUUAGUUAGCUCAGAGCCCUGGGGAGCUGCUGCUCACCCACUCGUGUUUUAUCCCUAAUUUCAAAGGGACUAUCCAGGACCUGGACUUGGCAAAGGAGCCACAUCUGGCCAAGCAUUCGAGCAUGUUCUUAAGUUCCUUUGGCUCUAACGGGUCCUAAUUAAUGACAUGAAAGUCCUUCAUUUUCCAGGACCCAAGUGCCGCCGUUAUCAGGGUGGGGACAUAAAUCCAAGUAUCUUAAAUCCAAGUAUCUGCUGCCAGGGUAAAGAAAGACAGGAAGAAAGAUGGAUGGGAUGAGAAGCUGGAGGGGUGCCCCAGAGCCCUCUUUUCCAUGCCCCAUGGUCCAGUGGCACCAGCUUUGAUGGCGUGGUGGGAAGGACAGGGAUGGGGUCACACAUCUCUCCCAUGUGAGAUGGAUCCAGGCCGGGGCCACGGAGGAUACAUCUUGGAGAGUUGUGUGGGAUGAAACACCCCCAGGAGCCCUGCAGGACCGUCCUCUGACCCAGAGCUCUCAGCCCAAAGAGACACAGAAGAUCCACGUGGGAUCUCAUCCAGCCUGUGCCCGAGGGAAGGGCAGGGAUGCUCCUGGUUCAGUCUGAUGGAGAACAUGGAUCCUUUACAGAGAAUUAUAACUCAACAGGCCCUGCAAUAUGAGAUUUUCAAUUCCUUCCUACAGUCCUGUUUGUUUUCUUGUAACCUGUGGAUAUUCUUGUUAUUCCUAUAAAUAAUCUCCAGCUCCCAAGGGCACCAUGUAACUCACAAUAAAUCAGGACACAGGUUUUAUUCUUUA